UAUCUUCAUUACCUGGUCAUACUCAACGGCUGCAAAUGUGAGGUUCCUACAUUUGACAGCAAGUUCUUUAAGCUUCUGUGAACCUCAACUUCUCUACGUACCUGUAAAGCCUCGACUGCGUUCGCAUCUUUAAAUAUUCAGUUACUAUACGUAGUUUAGUUAUUAAUUAUCUCGGGCGCCUGAGCGUGGCCCAGGGAAGCGAGGAUGGCUCCGUCUUACGCGUUAGGAACACAUCAACAGCAGUCGUCUACUUCACACCAGCCAAGGAAGCGGGAAGGCGGUUUGCUGACCCGUCUCUUUGGAACACUGAGUUCAUCCAUCCGUCAGUCCAGCUCAACGAGACGGCAGGGCGCUGGGUCGUCUUGCUACACAGCGGCCAUACCAACGUUGCCAUCAGCACAUGCGCAAUCGGGAUGUGUGGCAUGCUCGGCGGCUGCUAUGAGCCAGCAGACCAGUCAAGCAGUUGGGCAAAACUGCUGCAGCAGCGCGCCCUUCCUCGGAUACGCAACCGACGUUAACACGAAAUACUUGUUUGGACACGAAUUGGGCAAAGGCGGCAACGGCGUUGUCCGUGUCGUAAGGAAUCGGCAGACUGGGGAGGAAUUCGCCUGCAAGUCAAUACGGAAGGUGCUUGCAGACGCUUCGGAAAAGAAAAAACAAGGCCACAUUGAAAGCAUCCGUCGAGAGGUCCAGGUACUCCAAAAGCUCCGCGGCAGCCUCAACAUCGUAAAGCUGGAAGAUGUGUACGAAGAUGAGGAGUGCGUGCACAUCGUCAUGGAGCAGUGCCGCGGCGGGGAGCUCUGGCACCGCAUCGGGGACCGCCACUACAGUGAACGCACGGUUGCCAGCUUCAUGCGUGCCGUACUUCGCACGCUGGCCCAGUGCCACGCGCAGCACAUCCUGCACCGCGACAUCAAGCCCGGCAACUUCAUGCUGCUCACGGAGGACGACCGGGCGCCGCUGCAGGCCAUUGACUUCGGACUGGCGGCGCCGUUUGAUCCGGAGCAGCUGCCGCGGACAGAUCUGGGGCUGGAGGGGACGCCCUGGUACAUGGCGCCAGAGACCCUGCGCGGCGACUGGCUGCCCGCCAGCGACGUGUGGUCCGCGGGCGUGAUGGCCUACCAGCUGCUCAGCGGCCGCUUCCCAUUCGACGACAAGAAGAACGUGUACGCGCCGGCAAUCACCGCCAUUUGGCGCUCCGUGCUGAACGACCCGCUGGACUUCUCCUCCUCCAGCUGGGCGGGCAUCAGCGAGCAGGCGCGGGACUUCUGCCGGCUGCUGCUGGCGCGCGACCCCGCCGCGCGCCCCUCCGCCAAGGAGGCGCUGCGGCACCCCUGGCUGCGCGGCGACUCGGCGGAGCGCUCCACCGGCAGGCGGCUGGCGCAGUCGGUGGUGGCGCGCAUCCAGCGCUUCGCCAGCGGCAGCGCGUUGCAGCGGUCGGUGCUGCAGGCCAUCGCGGAGGAGCUGCUGCAGCACCCGGAGCUGCUGGCGGGGGCGGGGGCAGGGGGGGCAGUGGCAGGGGGGCCGGGGGCAGUAGCAGUAGCAACAGCAGGGGCGGGGGCGGUUGCCCCCGAGGCCACCUCGCUGGCCCCCCUGCUGCAGCAGCUGCGGCUGGAGGGUGCGGGUGCGGUGUUGAGUGAGGCGGAGCUGGGUGCGGCGCUGCGGCGCAUGGGGUUCAGGCUGGGUCCGGGUGAGGUGUCGCGGCUGAUGGCGGGUCUGGAUGUGGAGGGCAGCGGGCGGGUGGGCGCUGCGGGCGUGCUGGCGAGCCAGCUGGACUGGCGGCACCUGCAGCGGCACCACACGGAGCUGUGGCUGCAGCUGGCGGAGAAGGCCUUCCGCUCCCUGGACACGGACGGCAGCGGAGUGCUGGAGGUGGGCGAGCUGCUGGCGGCGCUGCGGGCGCGACUGCCGCCCGAGGAGGUGGGCGCCGCGCUGGAGCAGGCGCUGCAGCAGGCGGCAGCAGGAGCGGGGGCAGGAGGGGCGGGGGCGGUGGAGACAGCAGCGGUGGCAGGGGGGGAGGAGGCGGGGCGGGGCAUCGACUUUGAGGGCUUUGUGUCAUUGCUGAAGAUUGGCUCCGUGGGCAGUCUGGACCUGUACGACGACCGCAUGAGCACCCGCUCGGGGGGCUCGGGGCAUGGCGCGACUGCCGCCUCCUCCCUGGACCGCUCCUACCACAGCGGCAGCCUGGGCGGGGGCAGCCUGCGGGGCGCUGCAGCAGCCCUGCGCAGUGGGGACUGGAGCCGCCACGGCAGCAGCAGCAGCAGGGACAACAGCACCCGGGGGGGCGGGGCGGCCUCCCCGCCUGACAGCGCACUGGGGAAGUCGCAGCGGGGCGGUAUCGUGUUCCGUUUUGACACGAACCCGAGCCGGGCCCCUGUCGCAGCCGCCACUGGCGGCAUCAGCAACAAGGGUGCAGGUGCGGCUGGAGGCCUGGGCCCGCAGGGCGCCUCCUCCGCCUCCGCCUCCUCCGCCUCUCCUGCCGUCCGGCCGCUUGCAGGUGGGGCGGGCGGUGGUGGUGGUGUCCCGGCCGGGGGCAUGGUGUGGCGCUUCGACGUGGGCGGCCCCGCUGCCGCACCUCCGCAGCCGCCACCCGCGGCGCCCCUCUGGCGCUUCGACGUGGUAGGUGGCGGUGGCAAGGCGGCAGCCAGCCGCAAGGCAGCAGCAGCAGCCACCGCGACCCCCACCUCGGCCGCCACCCCUAUAGCCGCAGCCGCGGCCGCCGGGGCGGGCGGCAGCCAGCAGCAGCAUCAGCUGCUGCGGCCCAGCGAGGUGGGCGGGUUGAUCAGCAGUCUGGGUCGGCGGGGCGGCUACUGUGACCGGCGCAUGCACGGCAGCGACCUGUACCACAAUGUGGCGCUGCAGGCGGCGGGGGCGGGGGGGCAGAGGCUGGAAGUGGUGGCGGAGUGAGGGAUGUAAGGGGGUGGAGGCUGGAGGCGGUGGUGAAGUGAGGGAUGUAAGGGAGUUGGAGGGAUGUGGAUGAUGGAUGUAGGCAGUGGCGGGAGUGGGAGGUAGGAACGGGUGCAUGGAAGCUGAGGUGGGUUGGCAUGGAGCGGGUGUCAGAGCGGCAACCUGUGUAGCUGUGUUGGCGUGCAUGCACCCACACUCGGUGGCUGGAGGGUGGAGGCAAGCGCUGUAGAUGGCGGAGUACAGGAGGCGAGUACAGGAGGGGAGCAUGCAGUUGGUGUUGGUGUUGGUAUGAUGCUGGGGCGCUGUUGGUUGGCGCCGGUGGGCGGUGGGCGGCAGGGGCGCAGCACGUCUUGCCAAGCAAGAGCAUCGUGCGUGCCAGAGAUUUUGACACAUAGCAGCGGUCAAUGCGUAUUUUUGUAGGCUAUCUUGCUGUUGCACUGUUGCGUUUUUCCUGUAGUAGUUCACCUUUGUUGGUCCUGUUUUGUUGACGUGCUGGUUAUAGUAUGAAGAAUGCCGUGCAAACCCAGUCAUGCAUCGCAGCUGGUCGAACCUUCAUCCUCAUCUAUAGUAGUAUAGCUAUUACAGCGAAAUGGAGUGGCUUUGCAAAACAGUUGACCCGGUGGGGUCUUGCGGGCGUUCCUUUUGUUGGUUUCCGGCAGUUGGGUGUGCCCGGACAUUCCUUUUGGAGAGAGACGUGUGAGCAAUGGUAUAACAUUGUCGCAUGACUGUUCCUUGCACGCAUGCGUUACGUGCUUGGAGUUUUGUGGUAUCCUAUGUGUCGCUGAUUUGAGACUGGCCUAUUGUUGUCUCGGGGCGAGCUUUUGAAAAACUUGUGAGGGGAAAGAGUUGGUGCCUGCAACGGUGUAGUGUGCAAACAAGGUGGACACAGAUGUUUAAGGUUGAGACUACGACGGUAUCUAAGCGUCUUCGGGCCCCCAACUUUUGUUCUUUACCUAGAAAAGUAUCCUUGGC
Astrephomene gubernaculifera is the source of this 3879-nucleotide messenger RNA. The record is from the annotation of a GenBank genome assembly. NCBI's taxonomy places the organism in Eukaryota, Viridiplantae, Chlorophyta, Chlorophyceae, Chlamydomonadales, Astrephomenaceae.